AUGAAGGCCACGGAUAAGCAGCAUCUGUUGGACGCCAAGCCCGGAGCCCGGUCUUACAUGGGGUCUCUGUGGCAGGAUGGGGCCAGCUGGAUUUCUGUGUCCCCACCUGACUCGGAGUUGCCAUCCAUUGAGCUGGCUGUGGAGAGCAACCACUACUGUCAUGCCCAGAAGGGUCCUGGCAGGCGCUGUGACCCCAAGAAGGAGCGGGCCACUCGCCAGCUCUAUGUAGCUUCUGCCAUCUGCUUGGUGUUCAUGAUUGGAGAAAUUAUUGGUGGGUACCUGGCACAUAGCUUGGCGAUCAUGACCGAUGCAGCCCAUCUACUCACUGACUUUGCCAGCAUGCUCGUCAGCCUCUUCUCUCUCUGGAUGUCCUCCCGGCCAGCCACCAAGACCAUGAACUUCGGCUGGCAGCGAGCUGAGAUCCUGGGAGCCCUGCUCUCUGUGCUGUCCAUCUGGGUCAUGACUGGGGUACUGGUGUACCUGGCGGUGGAGCGACUGAUCUCUGGGAACUAUGAGAUCGAGGGGAAGACCAUGCUGAUAACGGCGGGCUGCGCUGUGGCUGUGAACAUCCUAAUGGGGUUGACUCUUCACCAGUCUGGCUACGGGCACAGCCAUGACCAUGGACACAGCCAUGACCCCAGCCAGCAGCAGGAGAGCCCCAGUGUCCGAGCUGCCUUUAUCCACGUGAUAGGAGACUUGCUGCAGAGCCUGGGCAUCCUGGUGGCGGCCUAUAUUUUGUACUUCAAGCCUGAGUACAAGUAUGUAGACCCCAUCUGCACCUUCCUCUUUUCCGUCCUGGUCCUGGGGACGACCUUGACCAUCCUGAGAGACGUGAUCCUGGUGCUCAUGGAAGGGACGCCCAAGGGCGUGGACUUCACAGCUGUUCGGGAUCUGCUGCUGUCGGUGGAGGGGGUGGAAGCCUUGCACAGCCUGCACAUCUGGGCGCUGACCGUGGCUCAGCCUGUGCUGUCUGUCCACAUCGCCGUCGCUCAGAACACAGAUGCCCAAGCUGUGCUGAAGGCAGCCAGCGCUUGCCUACAGGGGAAGUUCUACUUCCACACCAUCACCAUCCAGAUCGAGGACUACUCUGAGGACAUGAAGGACUGUCAGGCAUGCCAGGGCCCCUCGGACUGACGGCCUU
This is a messenger RNA of Pteronotus mesoamericanus, 1141 nucleotides long. It is a transcript of the gene SLC30A2, whose product is annotated as solute carrier family 30 member 2. Gene Ontology annotation, molecular function: zinc ion transmembrane transporter activity. Gene Ontology annotation, biological process: response to zinc ion; zinc ion transmembrane transport. NCBI's taxonomy places the organism in Eukaryota, Metazoa, Chordata, Mammalia, Chiroptera, Mormoopidae. Gene Ontology annotation, cellular component: plasma membrane. The record is from RefSeq and is a predicted model, not a curated record. The coding region runs from base 1 to 1134 and encodes 377 amino acids. The transcript is spliced from 8 exons.